Nicotiana attenuata is the source of this 1872-nucleotide messenger RNA. RefSeq lists its product as uncharacterized. Bases 1 to 1872 code for a protein of 623 amino acids. The transcript has 3 exons. The record is from RefSeq and is a predicted model, not a curated record. Lineage: Eukaryota; Viridiplantae; Streptophyta; Magnoliopsida; Solanales; Solanaceae.
AUGAAAUCAGAUAAGGAAACAGUAGAGGAACCAGAUGGGGAUCGGUUUCCCUCGUCGUUGUACAGUCAACUCUACAGCUGUAAAAACUACUGCACUGUACCGUCUGACAGGCUACUGCAUUGUUGUUGGAGAGGGAACAAGGACUGUUCCAAAACAAGAAAAGAAUACAAUGGUGCUGACCGAAAAGCUAUUGAGAAGAACUUCAAAGCAAAGAAGAUUCUUGUGUGUAGUAUUGGACCAGACGAGUAUAAUCAUAUCUCAGCAUGUGAAUCUGCCAAGGAAAUCUGGGAAGCUCUUCAAACGGCUCACGAGGGAACUACUCAGGUAAAGCAGUCCAAAAUAAAUAUGCUUACAACUGAGUAUGAACUCUUUAAAAUGGAAGAGCAUGAGUUCAUUCAAGAGAUGCAUACCCGUUUCACCUCCAUAAUCAAUGAGCUUCAUUCACUUGGUGAAAUCAUUCCAACCAACAAGCUGGUCCGGAAGAUACUCAGUGUUCUACCAGGUUCCUGGGAGAGCAAGGUUAAUGCUAUCACUGAAGCCAAAGACCUGCAGAAGCUGAUUAUUGACGAGCUUAUUGGAAAUCUCAAAACAUAUGAGAUGAAGAGAAAGAAGGAUCUUGAAAGAAGAGAGACCAAUGAGGAGAGGAACCUGGUUCUCAAAGCUGCCCUCACUGACUCAAGUAGUGAUGAAUCUGAAAUGACGUAUCUCACUCGAAGAUUUCAAAAGAUGGUUCGUAAAAAUGGUGGGAUCCCAAAGAAAGGAUGUUCCAGCAAGAAUUUCAAUGGAAAUGAUUGCUAUCAUAAGUGUAGAAAGCCUGGACACUUUAUUAAAGACCACCCUCUUCAAAAGCAGGAUCAUUACAAAACUAACACUGAUAAGGCAGCUACGAGGAACCCGGUCCCUGACAAGAAAUUCAAAAGAAGAGAUGCUGCUGACAACAUGGUGAAGCAAGCUUUGGAUGACUGGGGAGAUUCCUCCAGUGAAUCUGAAGGUGAGGAUGACCAAGGAGAUGCAUCUAUGAUGGUUGUUGACAAUGAAUAUGAGUCAAUCUUUGCACUCAUGGCUCAAUCUGAUAAUGACGAGGACACGGAGGAAGAUGAGGUAUGUUUUCUUGAUGUUCAAAGAAAUUUAAAAACUUACUCUAAGAAAAAAUUGAUGUCCUUAGCAAAUGUGUUGAUUGAUGCCUACCAUAGCCUCAUUAAUGAGAAAAAUGCUUUAAUAGAAGAAAUUGACGACAUAGAACAAGAAAGGGAUAAUAUGGUAGUUUCUAUUUUAGAUUUGAAGGAACAAGUGAAAGAAGUAACUAGAGAAAAUAACUUGUUGAAAAGCCAAACGCAAAAAUGGAUGGACAACACUAAGGGUAAAGAAGUGGCUGGUAAGGCUCGACUUGAGCUUGAGAGUGAGCUUAAGAAAGUUAAAACAAGUCUUGUUGUUGAGCUUGAAAAGAAUAGACAACUUCAGGAGGAUUUGAAAAGGGUUAAAAAUGAUCUUGAUAAUUCACUUAAUUGUACCUGGUCCUCUGAUGCUAUCACUGCUAUGUACACCAACAAUGGGGGAAACAUGCAGGGAAUCGAAUUCCAAAGGGAAAAAUCUCCCUACAACCCUCAUAGCAAGUACAUACGGUACCUGACAACUGGCUUUGCACUCACUGUGGCAAUACUGGGCACUUUAAGGAAACCUAUAUGUGACAAGGGAAAUAAAGUGGAAUUCUUGUCCAAGAUAUGCACAGUCACAAAACUUGUGACUGGUGAGGUGGUGCUUGUGGCCAAAAGAUACAAAAAUGUUUACGUUGCUGAUUUUAAGUCUUUGCAUGGUGGUGAUCUAAUAUGCCUAAGUGUCAUUGAUGAUGAUGCUGAGUUAUUGAGAAGAUGA